UGUUACUUUCAUUUCUGCAGCUGGUGGGAGCAGCAGAAACCGGACAUUCAGUUACAAAUGCAGUAAAUUAACAAAAGACACAAAUGAACAGGACAGAGUGAAACUCCCUGGCUGUGACUCCUGUGCUGAAUGGAUGAAACCCCCUCAGCAAAGGGAGGUUUCACAGGAAACACGAACUCAUGGAUGCUAGAAAAACCGAGAGCUUUGAAGGCCCCUGAAGCUGCUUGGAGGAAGUGUCCCUGCAGGACUCAGCAGACCCAGCUACGAUGAUGGGAAAGGUUCCUUCAUUCUCUCCCGGCUCCACAGUGAGCUCCGCUCUGCCCGGCUACGUCGCUCUCUGCCUCACUCUCCAGGUUCACAGGCUGGUGUCAGCACAGUUCACAGUGACUGGACCUGACCAUCCAGUCACCACGUCCCUAGGUGGGCUGGCCAUCCUGCCCUGCCACCUCUCCCCCAGUAUGAGCGCUGAGAACAUGGAGGUGGGAUGGUUCAGAUCCCAGGACUCUGAAGUCGUGCACCUGUACCGUGGUGGACAGGAUCAGUAUGGAGAGCAGAUGCUGGAAUAUCAAGGCAGAACUGAGCUCUUGAAAGACGACAUCACCGAUGGGAGAGUUUCCCUGAGAAUACGUGAUGUCCGACCCUCCGAUGAUGGGCACUACACAUGUUUUUUUCAGUCCAGUGUCUCUUAUGAUGAAGCUUUAUUGGAACUGCAGGUGGCAGAUUUGGGCUCUGCUCCUGUCAUCUCUGUGGAGGGACAUCAGGACGCAGGGAUCCGGGUUAUAUGUCGAUCAUCCGGAUGGUACCCACAGCCCGAGGUGCUGUGGCGAGAUCUCCAGGGGCAGCUCUUACCAUCAGCCUCUGAAGAAAUAUCCCCAGAGGCCAAUGGCCUGUUUCAAACAGAGAUUGCCAUUGUUCUAACAGAAGAGUCCAACCAGAAAGUGUCGUGCUGUGUCAGGAACCCCCGACUCAACCAGGAGAGAGAGUCAGCGAUUUCCAUAGCAGAGCUGUUUUUCCUGAGGGUCAAUCCCUGGACGGUGGCUCUGGGGGUGAUCCUGGCUCUCCUGGCUGGUCUCACUGCCCUGGUCAGUUACUGCUUCUGGAGGCAACGCAGAGCAAAAGAGACGCUGCGAUCGGAUAAGGAGAGCGAGAAAGAGACCCUGCUGUCUGAAUGGGAGGGAGAGAAAGAGGCUCUGCGAUCUGAGAUGAAGAGGCAGAAAGCGGAAUACGAGGCAGUGAAAGAACUGGGACUCACCAGAGCCCAAGGAUAUGCAGUGGACGUGACUCUGGAUCCAGACACGGCUCAUCCCAACCUCGUCCUGUCUGAGGAUCAGAAACGUGUGAGCUUUGGAUACACCUGCCAGGAUCUGCCCGACAAGCCUGAGAGAUUCGAUACUUAUCCCAUUGUCCUGGGCGCUGAGGGGUUCGUGGGCGGGCGGCGUUACUGGGAGGUGGAGGUGGGAGACACGACUGACUGGGACCUGGGGGUUUGUAGGGAAUCUGUGAGCAGGAAGGGGGAGGUCACACGCUCACCUGAGGAUGGAUACUGGGUCGUGUGGCUGGCGAGUGGGGUAUACCAGGCCCUCACCUCCCCCUCGACCCACCUCCCCAUGAGCGUCCGGCCCAGCCGGGUGGGGAUUUUCCUGGACUAUGAGGCGGGCGAGGUCUCGUUUUACAAUGUGACUGUCGGGUCCCAUCUCUUCACCUUCACUGGCACCUUCUCCGGGACCCUCCGCCCUUAUUUCUGUCCCUGGGUCAGCACGGCUCCCCUGAUCAUCUGCCCGGUCCCGGCUCCGGCCGGGGGGAAUCUCAGUCCCUGACAGCGACCCCUCGGCACAGACCGGCCCCCUCAGCGCCGCGGCUCCUCCCACCCCCCUGUGCGGGGGGCCGGUUACUGCAGCUACUGGAGUUUUUUGUGCUGCCCGGACGCUGCCAGUUUCCCUUUUCUGCUGCAGUAGAAAACCGGACACCUGGCAACCCCCGCCCAGGCUGCUGAGUGGGACCCACUUGCUGGAAGGAGCCAGACCGAUUCCCCCCCCCCACCCCCCUGUGUUUCCUCCACCCCCGGCACAGGACGAUGCUGGUAAGAAAUAUGGCCAGACAGCGAGGGGUUUUUGCUGCCCUCACCUUUCCCCGUCCCCUGCCCAGGGGUAGCAGAUGGUGACGGACGGGGAUCGUUCACUCCUCUCACAAUUUUCUACCCCAUGAAAUCUCAAUGCAAAAUAUGAAGAAAAGAUGAUUCUAAAUUAGAAAAUGUUAUUGUAAAACCAAAGCAUUUUCCUGGACAUUUCAACAGUACUUCUGACACAUGCAUCUGAACAUAUUUUUAGAAAUGGAAUUAUUUACAUUUAUUUUUUGAUUCUUCCCUCAAAUCUAUAUUGAGGUUUAACUUCUCUACAUGGCAUCAUCUGUAUUUCAACUGUGUCAUUUCAGGAAAUCCAAAAUAUGUAUCUUAUCAAAAUAAUUAUUAAAAACCGUCAGACUGGGCUGUUCAGUUACAAUGUACAUGUGUCAUAAAUAUCACAACUACACACAUGUGCAAUUGCUCUCACUCUCUCACUCUCUCUCUUUAUUGUCUUGACUGGUUCUCUCUGCAAGGCAGGGCACAUACACCCACCUCCUGCACUACACCUUUGACAAUUAAUAGGUGAAAAAAUGAUAGAAUUAAUUAAGCAAUAUAUUUAAGUUAACUCACACAAGAUUAUAAAAUAGUCUUUGAACUUCUGUCAGCAUUAAUUCAUGUGAUUUUUAACUUUCUAGCUACAUAUAAUCGGUAAUCAAGACAUGACCCUUCCUUUCUUGUUCUCACAUCAAUUAACAAAACACGGUCCCCAACCUCAAAUGCUAUCUUCCUAUAGAUAGAAAUCACUUCUACAAUAUCCAUUUUUUUAGUUUCUUUUUCUUUAGAAAUAUUAUUUGCAGGCAAUGUACUGUCAGUGUCAACUGUUGAUUUCAAGGUAGUGUUGGGCUGUUCAUGUUCUUGGUUCUAAGGACACAGCAAAUGUAUUUUGGUAAAAAAAUAGAGAAGGGGUUGUAUUCCUUUACUGAAUCAUCACAAAUUAACUUAAUUGUAUUAAAGACACUGGCACUUAAUGGCCCAUAAUAUGACAUUUGGUGAAGCUUUAUUGGGAAACCUUUCUUCUCGGCCAUAAAUCAGUCAAAAGGGUGAUAUUUUUGUUGUCGUGAAGUUCAGAAUACAAAGAAAAUAAAGUUGCUCCAGGAAAUUCAUCAUAGUUCCUCUGGGUUCUCUGUCCACCACCUUCUUGAAUGAUGUGUACAAAUAGUGCCUGAUUGGUCUAAUUCCUUGACAUUAGAAAUUGAAGAUCAUUUCCUGAAGAGGUAGCUGAGCAGAGUAUGAGGGGAGGCACAACGCAUGGAAUUGCUAGGACUACUUCUUGUUUUAAAUGUGAUGUGUUAUGAACAUUUUUAAUGUAAUAAUUUAGUUUUGAAAAUUUAUUCAUGCCCUAAACAUACCUUGAUUAUUUGAAAAUAAAUACCCUAAAAUUA
This is a messenger RNA of Chelonia mydas (Green sea turtle), 3504 nucleotides long. RefSeq names its product butyrophilin subfamily 1 member A1. Gene Ontology annotation, cellular component: external side of plasma membrane. Gene Ontology annotation, biological process: regulation of cytokine production; T cell receptor signaling pathway. The transcript has 12 exons. Gene Ontology annotation, molecular function: signaling receptor binding. NCBI's taxonomy places the organism in Eukaryota, Metazoa, Chordata, Testudines, Cheloniidae. The coding region runs from base 267 to 1817 and encodes 516 amino acids. The record is from RefSeq and is a predicted model, not a curated record.